Messenger RNA from Cuscuta epithymum, 1422 nucleotides. The record is from the annotation of a GenBank genome assembly. Lineage: Eukaryota; Viridiplantae; Streptophyta; Magnoliopsida; Solanales; Convolvulaceae.
GCUCACGUUAGGGUCGCCCAUCCCUUUCAGGAUGGCAACGAACGUCUCUUAUGCAGCACGAUCAGCGCCCCAGCGCCAUCGUGUCUGGCUCACGUUAGGGUCGCCCAUCCCUUUCAGGAUGGCGACGAACGUCUCUUAUGCAGCACGAUCAGCGCCCCAGCGCCAUCGUGUCUGGCUCACGUUAGGGUCGCCCAUCCCUUUCAGGAGGGCGACGAACGUCUCUUAUGCAGCACGAUCAGCGCCCCAGCGCCAUCGUGUCUGGCUCACGUUAGGGUCGCCCAUCCCUUUCAGGAUGGCGACGAACGUCUCUUAUGCAGCACGAUCAGCGCCCCAGCGCCGUCGUGUCUGGCUCACGUUAGGGUCGCCCAUCCCUUUCAGGAUGGCGACGAACGUCUCUUAUGCAGCACGAUCAGCGCCCCAGCGCCAUCGUGUCUGGCUCACGUUAGGGUCGCCCAUCCCUUUCAGGAUGGCGACGAACGUCUCUUAUGCCGCACGAUCAGCGCCCCAGCGCCAUCGUGUCUGGCUCACGUUAGGGUCGCCCAUCCCUUUCAGGAUGGCGACGAACGUCUCUUAUGCAGCACGUCUGCCCCUCGGCGCUGACAUGCCCGGGUUAUCGUUGAGAGCUACCGCUCCUAUCACAUCUUGCAUUCCCUCUCUCAUACAUUGCACCCAUACAUUACAUGCAUUCAUGCAUCAUACCUCAUACAUACACACGUGCAUCAUGUUUUGACAGUACCGCGACGUCGGUUUAUAGAUGCAGGGACCUCUAAGCUUCUCCGUUGGAAAGCUCGAGUCAGAGUCCUUUACUCUCGCCUGAUGCAUUCAGGGGGAGCGUGCCCGUGGAGGAGCACCCUUCGCCCGACCCCGUCGGGAACGGAUGUGCCUCACCGGCAGAUUACGUUCAGGAGUGUGGACAUCCACUCAUAUAUUAUGAUUAUUCGAAGACACAGGUUCCAGCUAGAUCGAGGUAAAGCGUAGGCAAGAGUAUAUUUUCUCGAGCAGAUUCGCACGCUCACUACUCAAGAAACUGGGGGACUUGUGUUGGGAUAUAUUAUCCCGGCCUAUUACUGUUCAGGAGCCCAAGACUUUACGUAGUACGGAGCCCAAUCAGUAAGGCCCAUUUUAGCCUAUCAGGCCUGUUUCGGCCUUUGGGCCCAUUUUGGCCCAUUCGGCCCGUUAGGGUGGAGAGCCCCCUUUCCCCCUAUUCCCUAUAAAUAGGAGGUUUCCCUCCAUGUAAAAGGAUCCUUUUCUUCUUCCUCCUUCUCACUAGAAUAGCUUAGAACUCCAUUAAUGGGAGCUUCAAUACUUGUACUAUGUAAUGGUGAGGAGAGUCUAAUGAGAAUUGAGAGGGCUUGGACAUUAGCCUAAAAAGUCCCGUGGUUUUCUCCCUUUCGGGUUUCCACGUAAAAACUGAGCUUGUUC